UGAACAAACAGGUAGACAAAGAUUUUAUAGCUGGACUUUGACCAGGCGGAGGACUUGAGGUGAGCUGACGUGAGCUGACGUGAGCUGACUCUAAGUUGAUUUCUGCAUUGAGGAUCAUUGUCCACCAGAAUGAACUUCAGGAUGAAGAGGGACAAACUGACCCAUAUAUUUUGUUUUCUUUUACUUUGCAUUGUGCUCCUAGUCUUGUGUACAGUGCUUUUGGUGCCUAAACUUAACCCCACGUGGAACCUAAGAGGUUUUGAGAUAGGACCCUCAGACUGCAGUGAUGAUGCACAGGAGCUGCAUGAGAAAGGAGGAGAGACCUCAAAGAGUGUUGCCGACUUGUUCACCUCUCCAUCUUGUUGUACCUACUGCAUCAUUUUUGGCUUGGUUAGUGGCGCAGCUGCUGGCCUUACAUUAUUUAUAGGCGUCUUUAUUGUCUGGGUAUCACAAAAAUCAACAACCAUUUCAUGCAUAUCCGUGGCAAAAAAGAAGAAUCCAGUUGGAAAAAAGGCUCAGCUGCAGAAACAAUCCCAGAAGACACAAGAAGAACUGGCUGCAUGGGCGGUGGUAUUAACUCCAUUGAUGGAUCUGAAGAGGGGACUGUGGGGUCAAAGGGAAGAAUUCAGACUGCAGCUAGAAGAGAUCGACAGAGAGAGGGAGGAGAGCAAGGAAAAGCUUCAGUUAGUGGAGGAGGCAAUAGCAGAGAGUGAGAAAGAAAAGGCAACCGACAAAACAGAAGGGUACUUGAGAGAAAAACAAAGCCUGUUGAAGGCUCAGUGGAAACUGGAGAAGAGAAAGGAAGAACUGGAGAACCAGCAACUGAACAUGGAGAAACUGCUGCAGAAAACAGAGGGUACCAUAGCAACAAUAACAGAGAGAGAAAGUGGAGAACCACAUGGAGCUGAUUAACUUGCACCUGGAAGAGGUAGAUCUUCACAAAGAGUAGUGAAAAGACAACUUGUCAUCAUUCCCAGCUUGUCAAAUACAGAUACUUUGUCAGUGACUUUGGCACCAGAUGCCAACUCAAAAACACACAUUUUGCAGCAGUAUGCCAGCAUGUUGUAAUGGUAGGCUGCGGAGGUUUAUAAUUCCGCUGGACCGCAUCAGUAAAAAUGUAUAGGUGCAUAAAAGUCACUAUAGGGUGGGUAGGACAUGAGGUGGAUGGGUCCAACAAACUUUCACUCAACAGCCUGUUUUUCAUUUCCUGUUUGAAUGUUGAGCCAAACCAUGAUAUUGUUUUCUAAACUUAACUCUGUGUUUUUGUUGCACGAGGAAAUAAACAUGAAGUUCUUUUUAUCAACCUGGCAAGUUUGUUUUGAAAAAGACUGUAUGCACAUAACAAGCAGAAAGAGUACAUGUCCUGCGAAAAUUGAAGUGUAUUUUGAGAAGAUACAACAAUGUAACAGGCGUAAACUGGCACGGCAUCCUGGAGUGUCAACAACUGAUGUGCGUUAUAUGUAGAAGUGACAUUCCACUGACCAAACAACAAUACUUGACAAGUUGGGAUGGAACGGGGUUGCAGAAGUUUACUUCCUGUUCAAUACUGAGAUAUAACCUCAGAGUCAGUUACUAAUAACAUUAUGAAUAGAAUAGUUCCACUUUAAAGACAUACAUACAGUGUCUGCAUGUAUAGAGUUUUGUUUUAAGACAAUGCUGAUAUGGAUUUCUCCUCAAUAGUCAUUGUAGCGACCAGUGAGCACGUCAUUAAUUCAUGCUUGCAGAACAGAGGAUCCAGCAAUGUGAUAAAAAAAAAAUGAAAAUACAAUCUACAUUAUCAUAAUAUUUUAAUACUGAUUGUGCUGUUGGGUAGUUUGUUGAUUUUUAGAUAGUUAGUUACAUCACUGAACUUGAUUAAUACUUAAUUACAAAUGACAAUAAUAUUUACAAUGUUGAAUAUGGAUUUAAGAGUCAUUAUUAUUGUUCCCUUUGAAUAUUUUUUGUCAUGAUUAUGUUCUAGAUUAUCUUGUUGUAUCUUUUUGAAUAUCUUCUAAUGUAAUGAUGAUGAUUUGUUUUAUUCCUCAGUGAAAUCUCCUUUUUGACUCUCCAUGCAUGUGCCCAGAAUAAAUAUACUCC
Molecule: messenger RNA, 2076 nt
Organism: Epinephelus fuscoguttatus (brown-marbled grouper)
Lineage: Eukaryota; Metazoa; Chordata; Actinopteri; Perciformes; Serranidae
Exons: 7
Coding region: 130-912 (260 amino acids)
Source: RefSeq, a predicted model, not a curated record